This is a messenger RNA of Mugil cephalus (flathead mullet), 2717 nucleotides long. It is a transcript of the gene gpank1, whose product is annotated as G patch domain and ankyrin repeats 1. The record is from RefSeq and is a predicted model, not a curated record. Bases 642 to 1742 code for a protein of 366 amino acids. Gene Ontology annotation, molecular function: protein binding; nucleic acid binding. Lineage: Eukaryota; Metazoa; Chordata; Actinopteri; Mugiliformes; Mugilidae. The transcript has 4 exons.
CCCUCUCUCACACGCACGUUUUACUUUUUUAGAACUGAUUACAGAUCAGUGAAAGUAUUAAUAUUUCUCUGAAGGCGGCCUUGGGAUAUUUUGAUGUGAAGAUCGAUUCUUUAAAAAAGAUGUCUGUAUCCCAAGUAUCGAUGUUUCUGGAUCGAUACGCAGACCCCUAUGCUCGGGAGGAAGUGGGCCGACGCUAGCUUGAAGAGCCUUGAAAUAUUGAAUAAUUUUAGUCUUGUGCCUUAUUUACCUUUCGACAUUUCGCAUAGAUUGCAUCUCUAUGUGAUGUGGGUAAUGUUUUAUCCGAAGUCUUCUCUAAACUAACUACCUAAACGCCUUACAAUCGUCUAAAUGUUCAUGCUAACCGAUGCUAGGUGGCUAGCUAACUUCUGUUGUUUAAAGCUGCCAAGGCUGGCUGUGUUACUCAGAUAAAUAGUCACGCCGGUGUUACAUUAUUAACAUAGUGUGUGGACUGGUGUCGGUUUACCUUCAACGUGUGUUGUCGGGACUUUAAUUAAAGGCUGUGUGAAGUAAACAAAAGAUAAACCAGUUCGGCUUGUUGACAUGGUAACACCUGAACACUCUUACUUCCUGUCACAGUAAAAACCUUCAACCUGGGACACCUGGACCUACAGUCCGUCCUCAUGGCUGCUUUAGGUUUCACUCCUGCCAGCGACCACGAUGUUUUCAGCAUUGAGACCGGUCCAUCCAGCUCUAAAACGAGCAGCGUGCUUAGUGGGAAAGAAAUCAGGCAUUUCUACGAGAACUUGAUAAAAGGUGACAGAGAUCAAGAUGAGUCAAGAGACCAACAUCAUAGCAGAGAACAUCCGGGUAGACACUCAAGUGGAGGAGCGAGGGCGAGGAGGAAGAGGAGGAGGGGGAACGGGGCUGGGGAGGGUCAGCAGGGUCAGACUUCUUCUGUGGUGCAAAGAGUGGGUGUAAGUGAAGAGGAUCAGAGAAGAGAGACGAGACAGUCGGAGAGAUCCAUGGAGCUGCUGGGACUCCGGUUGCUACGCUGUGCCCACGAAGGAGACAUCCCCGUCCUCAAAGAGCUGCUCUCUAAGGGAGUCGACAUCAACUUCCAGGACGCUUUCUUCUGGACGGCGGUGAUGUGCGCAAGCUGGUCCGGACAGAGGGCGGCGGUGAGACUGCUGCUGCAACACGGAGCUGCCUGGGUUGGAGUGGUGGAUACGCAGGGCAGAGAUGCUAAAGACCUGGCCCUGGAAGCGGGCCACAGUGAUGUGGUGGAGGAGUUGAUGAGCUAUGGGAGAAGUUCACAGGGGGAAACGCAGUGUGACAGAAGCUCCAGGUCCCUCCAGUCUCAGUGGUGCGACGUGUGCGGCAGCGAGUACAGCAGCAGCUUGUCAUCACAUCUGUCGUCCACUCUGCACCAGUUCAGUCUGCGGCGUCCUCCACCCACCCCCUACUACUGCCUCCCGCCCUCCAGUAACAGCUACAAGAUGAUGGUUCGUUGUGGCUGGAAACCGGGGACAGGGCUGGGGCCGGAGGGAGAGGGCCCCCAACAACCAGUGCCCACUGUGUUGAAGAGAGACCAGGAGGGUUUGGGGUUUGGACACCAGAAAAGAGCCAAAGUUACUCACUUCCAAGCCGGGGAUAAGGACGCCGUGAAACCCCGGUCCAGAGAGGAGAGGGGGAAGAGAGGACAGAGGAAGGAAGAAUGUAAGAGAAAAGAGGAAAAGGACAAAAAUUGGGAAAGAGAUUUUCGCGCGUCGUUCUAUUCAUGACGCCCGCUCACAUUGACUUCUCCACAAGCGUUUUCCCACAGGCUCCACUGACAGUAAACUGACACGAGUUGUUUCUGUGUUUUUACUUCAAACUGUGGCGGUGUUUGUGAAGCCGGACGAAGCUGAUCGUUAAUUCCUCGACUCCCUCAGAGCUUCGUCCUAGGCCUCACACAGAGCAGCCUGUGGGCUCAGAUGUGACUCAUUUCACCUUCACAGUAAUUGUGUUUACUCACACAGGCCUGACCCGACAAAGAUCAUAAAGAGCUCUGGUCAUAGUUCACUGUGCAGGAAGUCAAACACCGUUUAUGUCAAGGGUCUGAUCUAUGCUAAUAAAAGAAGAUCUGUCGGUAAAACUGAUUGUUAAUUUGGAUUCAGAGAAAACAUUAUCACAUGGAUACGCCUUCUUUUUACAUCACCCUUUGCCCAUGUUAACACAAAUAGGCAGUACUCAUCAUAUUUUCCCGUCAAGGCUGCCCGCUGUCGCCGUUGCUUCUUGCUCUUGCUAUUGAGCCGCUAGCCAUACGGUUGAGAUCUUCUGCACAUCUGCAAGGUGUUAAACGGGGAAACAUUGAGCAUCGGGUCUCCCUGUAUGCAGAUGAUCUAUUAAUCUAUAUAACAGACCCUGUUACGUGUGCCAGUAAUUUCAUUCAGAUACUAGAUGAUUUUGGUACAAAUCAACCUCCAAAAAACUGUUUCCCAAUUAACUCUAAAGCCAAAACACUCACGCAGGGACAGAUUCCUUUUAAUUUCUGUCCAGAAAGUUUUCAAUAUCUGGGGAUCAACAUCACCCACUCUUUUAAGGAGUUGCAUAAAUAUAACAUUGAGAAAUUGAUAAAUAAAGUCAAAACUGACCUACAGGGUGGUCUAAGUUGUCGUUAGCAGGCAGAGUCCAGUGCAUAAAGAUGGAUAUCUUGCCAAGAUUUUUGUUUGUUUUCCAAUGUUUACCUCUCUUACUGACUAAAACAUUCUUUAAAA